Aphanomyces invadans is the source of this 1098-nucleotide messenger RNA. RefSeq lists its product as hypothetical. The coding region runs from base 46 to 1065 and encodes 339 amino acids. The record is from RefSeq and is a predicted model, not a curated record. The transcript is spliced from 2 exons. NCBI's taxonomy places the organism in Eukaryota, Oomycota, Saprolegniomycetes, Saprolegniales, Verrucalvaceae.
AACACGUUCGAGGGUUCGCGUCGGUUCAAGUUGCACGACUUGAACAUGGUCCGCCACCGAGCAUGGGAAGAGUUGUGCGUGGCAGAGUCGGAGAAUUUGGCAAUGCGAGAGACCAUCUCGAAUUUGCAGACGGAACUGGCGCAACUCCGCGUGUGGAAGGCGCAGGCGUUGGAGUUCAUGACGGCAUGGGGCCCCAAGCGUUUGAAGCUGCAAAAGGAAAAGGACGAGGCAUGCAAACUCAAGAAAAAGCUGCUCGACAUGGAGCAGCAAGUCCUCGAGCGCGUCGCGUUGUCCGAGAUGUUGGCUGAGCUAAAAGUACAAGAUGCGCAAAUGGUCGACAAACUCGCCAAGACCCAGCGAGAGAAGGACCAGUGGAAAGCCAAGGUGGCCACCGAAUGCGCAUCCCACCUGCAAACCCGUCGCCAACUCCAUUUCAUGGAAGACAUGUUUGAAAAGCUUGUCGACCAGUUGCUCGUGUUGCGCCAGCGAUACGACACCACCCAGACCUACACUGCGCGGCACCAAGCACCGACCGAACCCAUCAAACCAAACGACGGCGAGUCGCCCACAGCGUUUCACGAACGCACGCUGCUUUCCGGGAUGUAUUGCUUGGGGGACGCAUGUGUCAAGUGGAUCGACCAGCGUCUAGGUUCCGAUGCGGCGGAGCUGGCGACUCGGGGGCACCUCGAAACCAACUGGACGAGCGAAAAAUCGCGGCUUGAACACGAACUGGCGAGACUGACCCAGCAAGUGCACGAUGCGGAAGCGACGCGGGUCAAGCAAGAGCACGACCUUCGACGGUUGCAGGGAGAAGGCGCCCGAUACGAGCAAGUCGUGAUGACAGCGCGGCAGGACGUGAUCAAAUGCACACAACACACGAUGGAAGGCAAAGCAAUCAUGAAGCGCCUCGUGCGAGACGUCCGGCAGUAUCUGCAUGCGACGCAAAUGGAGGUCAAAAAGAAGUUUGGGUACGUCCCGGACUCGAUCGCGCAUCACGUUGUGUGGGAAUGCAUUUCCACUUCCAUGAAAGAGCUUGACCAGUUCCUGUUGGAGGGUGUCCAUUAAAAUCCGUGGUACGAAUUCAGCGCUGGGCGUGUG